Botrytis porri is the source of this 411-nucleotide messenger RNA. RefSeq lists its product as uncharacterized. The transcript has a single exon. Lineage: Eukaryota; Fungi; Ascomycota; Leotiomycetes; Helotiales; Sclerotiniaceae. The coding region runs from base 1 to 411 and encodes 136 amino acids. The record is from RefSeq and is a predicted model, not a curated record.
AUGGUGCUGGUGGACCGUCAUCAUUCUAGUGAUAUUGGGUGCUGCAAUUCAGAAGAAUGUGUCGAUGAUGACGAGGACGAGCUCAUUGGUCCUCGUGGUACAGCGAAUGAUGGCGACUCGGCUGAAGAAGGAACGGACAAUGAUCCAGACGCAGGUCGGAAGAAUAAGACGAAGAUUAAGAGAUGCAGCGGCCUCCGCAAGAGUCUUCCUGGUGCGCCUGUAUAUCGUACAAGCUUAGGUUUAUUAGAGCUGGAUAUCCCCGGCGGCGCUGUUUUAGGACAGCAAGCUUUUGUUGUCUUGCCACGCAAUGCGGCGAUGUGGGAUGAGCAAGCUCAAUUUGGGAACCCCAACCAAAUGCGAGAGUUCCAUGGUGACAAAGAUGAAGACGAGGACGAGGAAGAUUAUGACUAA